Molecule: messenger RNA, 276 nt
Organism: Fusarium coffeatum
Lineage: Eukaryota; Fungi; Ascomycota; Sordariomycetes; Hypocreales; Nectriaceae
Exons: 2
Coding region: 1-276 (91 amino acids)
Source: RefSeq, a predicted model, not a curated record
AUGGCGCAACAAUCAUCGCACGUUCAAGAUAAUAGUGACGGAACUGGCGAGGGUGAGUCCUAUGGCAAACAGCUCUUCAAGUACACAUUCGAUGAAGGACGACCAGAACCACGAUUCCUCAUCUUUCGCGGUCUCCAACUCAUGAACAUGUUUAACUUGCAAAGCGAGCUGGCAAGGCUAAAACACGGUAUAAUGACGGCAGAAGCCGCAACAUCGGAGAAAACCAAAUCUCUCACCAAGGUAUUGCACGAGUAUCCAAACGCAAUUCGGGACUAA